Messenger RNA from Mercurialis annua (annual mercury), 2388 nucleotides. RefSeq lists its product as uncharacterized. NCBI's taxonomy places the organism in Eukaryota, Viridiplantae, Streptophyta, Magnoliopsida, Malpighiales, Euphorbiaceae. The transcript is spliced from 8 exons. The record is from RefSeq and is a predicted model, not a curated record. The coding region runs from base 1473 to 2162 and encodes 229 amino acids.
AGAACCAGAUAAAUAAAACACGUAUAGUUUAAAGACGUGAAAAUGAGUUCUUUUAUUUAAUUUAUAUGUUUAUUAAGGUUUAAUACUCUAUGAAUCACUAAAAGUUUAAGUUAUUUCAAAAAUAAUACUACUUAUUAAUUUACUUCUUUAAAUUCAACAAACUUUCGAUUUUAUUUCAUUAAAGUUUAUCGAUCUAAUUUUGCUGAUUUAUCAAAAUUUAAAUUGAGAAUAUUGUUGGUUUCACCACAUAUUUUAUUAGAUAAGAAUUAAUCUGAUUUUUUAAUUUGUAACUUGCAAUCAAGUAACUGAGGCUCAACUAUUUUAAUCAAUCAAAUCUAACCUCUAUAAAACCAGAUCGAAUAACUCCUUCAAACAUAUACGAUUUGUUCAUCACACAGGCUUUAUUCAAAUAGGGAGUUAUUUGACAUGAGGUUAGAGAGUUUAGAAUCUAUUUGAUUAAAGUGGAUGUCUCGAUAAUAAUGAGUUAUUUGGCUUCGAGUCACAAGUUUAGAGAACGAAUUGAUAUUUUGCUCGUAUUUUAUUUAAAAAUUAAUACUAGCCUUGUUGACAUGUAAUUGAAUUGUGGGCUUGAAGAGUAUUAUCUAAAUAUUUUAACUUAAAUGACUGUAUCAGCAAAAUUAAAUUGGAAAUAAUUUUUUGAAAUAAAAAUUGAAAUUUGAUUGUCUUAAAUAAAUCAAUUUAUGUUUAGUAUUGUUUUCGAAAUAACUAACAAAUUUAGUAACCCACAUUGUAUUUGACCUGUUUAUUAAAAUGCUAAGUUCUUAUAUGUUUGUUCUUUAUUUGAAAUAAAGAUCUGAAUGUUCUUCAACAUCAUAAAAUUUGUUAUCUAUAUUGGAUUAAUAAUGAAUCUCUCUCGCAUGAAUUUUGAUUUUUGAGUCUAGGCAAUAAUACGGGACUGGAGGAAUAUAAUUGAUUUUGAAUAAGAUAAUAUUUCGAGUGUAAUAUUUACAUUCUGAAUUUUUUUAUUGAAUGUUGGGCUACUGAAUAUUGGAGCCUUAAAAAAUCAUAAUUCGUAUUAUAAAUAAUAUUGUUUUUCCUAAUUAUUAUAUUAAGUACUAUGUUAAAACAUAAAUUAUUAAUUUGAAUUUUUGUCAAAUGGAAAAAAAGUCAAUUUGAUGGUUAAAACCGAAAGUGUGGAAUUGGACGAUUUUACAACGUGAGGGUGAAAUCAAAAAGGGGUUAAAAAGUGAAAGGGUUUUAAGACAUUAAGUCUAAAUAAAAUAAAUUGGUAUAAAUGAAUUGAAUAAAAUUGUAUUAAUUAAUCACCAAACAUUUUGGCGCCAAAACGGAUGAGGUGUGCACCAUUUUACUGUACGAUCGGUUGCAUGUGAGCUAAUACAAUUAGGAGCGGUUACUGAAUCUUUCUGUUUAUAAGAAAGAGUGAGACGAGUUAACAAAAAUCUCACAACUCACAGUAACAAAAAUCUCACAAUAACCAAACCUGAGAGAACAUGAAGAUUAUAAGACUCUUCUCAAUCAUGAAUGAUAAAGAACAACCUUGUGAUGAUAACCAUACUGAAUCACAUCGGCCUUGUGAUGAUCAUUAUACUGAAUUGAAUGAUGAAGAACAACCUUGUGAUGAAGACCAUACUGAAUCGGAUAAGCCUUGUGAUGAAUCGAAUGAUAAAGAACAACCUUGUGAUGAUGACCACGCUGAAUCAGAUCGGCUUUGUGAUAAUCACCGUACUGAAUUGAAUGAUAAAGAACAAUCUUGUGAUGAUAACCAUACUAAAUCGGAUCGGCCUUGUGAUGCUCACCAUACUGAAUCGAAUGAUAAAGAGCAAUCUUGUGAUGAUGACCAUACUAAAUCGGAUCGGCCUUGUGAUGAAUCGAAUAAUAAAGAGGAGCCUUGUGGUGGAGAUGACAAUAAAAGGAAUACUAAUACGAAAAGGAAAGGAGGGACGGGUCGGGGUCUGCCAUAUCAGCGUAGGCCUUAUUCGGGAGGAAGAUGCACACACACGAACUGCAUCUUUUACUUCUAUUCGUUCAGCAGCAUGACAUACCAGUUUGACGGAACUCCUCCCCUUCAUACAAAUGCGGGUGACAUAGAGCACAGUCAUCCAACGCCUCAUGUGAACCGGCAGGCCAAAAAGCAUUUUUUUCAGCAGAUAGUUCGCAGCCACCGCCACCGUUGUUUGUAGAUGAGAAUUGGUUUCAUUUGAGUUGAUUUACAUCAUGGACCAUAUAUGUCAUUAGUUUAAUUGAAGUCUGUCGAUAUUGUUUACAUCACCAUGUGAUUAGUUUGUAGGAUUGAUAUCGUUAUUUUGUUUGGGAAUGUGGAACUGAUACAUUUGUAUUUGUUGACGAACAAUUUCGCACCCAUUCAAACCAAAGCAAUCGAUUGUUUGUGGUUACUUUGAUUGAAAA